AAACGAUUGGCCAGGAUAUACAACACUACUGCCUCAAAUAUCUUUCAGCAGGAACACUGAAGAGAGGAUACAUCGCAGUUUAGAGAGGACCUGAAUGUGUUACCAUGGUGACCACUCACACACACAUCACCCUGUCACUCCUGCUGUUCCACAUUCUCCCGGCCACAACGGCUCAGGUUGAUGACCUCAUCGAUGACCUCAUUGUCGCCACGAACCGCGGCAGAGUCCAGGGCACUCAGCUUCCCGUGCCAGGUGGUGGAUAUGUCAGAGCAUUCCUGGGAAUUCCCUAUGGGAGCCCCCCCGUUGGGGAACUGCGUUUUCGCCCUCCUCAGCCUGCAGAGGGGUGGACAGGGGUACGACAUGCCACCCGCUACCCCAACUCCUGCUUCCAACCCCGGGAUAUAACCUUUCCUGGGUUCCAUGGAGCUGAGAUGUGGAACCCCAACACCAAGAUGAGUGAAGACUGUCUCUACCUCAACAUAUGGACUCCUCCCCCUUCGUUUAAGACACACCCUAAACGUUCCAAGAGCUCCUCCCCUGAUUCCUCAUUGGCUCCUGUCAUGGUGUGGAUAUACGGGGGCGGGUUCACUACAGGCACCGCCUCCCUAGACCUGUAUGACGGACAAUUCCUUAGCCAAUCAGAAGGCGUGGUGGUAGUGUCCAUGAACUACAGGCUCGGCCCGUUGGGUUUCCUGUCUCUUCCUGAGAGCGAGGUUGUCCGUGGCAACGCUGGAAUGCUGGACCAGCGCUUGGCUCUGCACUGGGUAGCCAAUAACAUCGCUGCCUUCGGCGGCGACCCUUCAAAGGUGACGUUGUUUGGGGAGAGCGCUGGCGCUGCGUCUGUGGGUCUCCAUCUCCUCUCCCCUGGCAGCCAUGGUCUGUUCAACAGGGCAAUACUACAGAGUGGUUCCCCUAACACUCCAUGGGCUGUCAUGACUCAACAGCAGGCCUGGAACAGGUCACUGUCCCUGGGUAGGCUGCUGGGUUGUCCCCUGGCACCUCUGGCUGUCCUGGAGCAGUGUCUACUAAGAGCCCAUCCAGAGGAUAUAAUCAACCAGCAGUACAACGUCCUCUCUCUCCCCACGCUCAUUGCAUUACCAUUUACCCCCUCUGUCGACCAAAACUUCCUACCAGACAUGCCCGAGGUUCUGCUCCGGACGGGACACUUCCUGAAGAAAGAGGUGCUGAUUGGUUUGAACCAAGAUGAGGGGACCUACUUCCUGGUUUAUGGGGCGCCAGGAUAUGACAUCACUAGCCAGAGCCUGAUCAGCAGGGAGAACUUCCUGAAAGGGGUGGACCUAGUGUUGCCGGGAUUCAGUAAUGUCACGAGGGAGACAGCCAUCUUCCAGUACACUGAUUGGACAGAUGAGAAUAGUGCGUUGAAGAAUCGUGAUUUGCUCGGACGAAUGGUGGGAGACCGUUAUUUUAACUGCCCUGUGCUGGAGUUUGCCCAGAGGUACACAGAACACGGGGGUAAGGCCCGCCUCUUCCUGUUUGACCACCGCUCCUCCACCAAUUCCUGGCCGGCAUGGAUGGGUGUGAUGCACGGCUAUGAAAUUGAGUUCGUCUUUGGAAUGCCGCUGAACAGCACCCUGGGAUACCUGGAGGACGAAGUGGUCAUGAGCAGGAGGAUGAUGAAGUACUGGGCGAACAUGGCUAGGACCGGGAACCCAAGCAUAGAGGAAGGGGAUUGGCCACUUUUCACCCUGGACCAACAGGAAUACAUCACCCUAAACUCUUCCCCUCCACACACUCAAAAGAGGCUUGUAGCUCAUCAAUGUCAGUUCUGGAACAACUUCCUCCCCAAACUGCAGGACGUCACUGUGAGUGUAGAUGAGGUAGAACAGCAGUGGAAGAAACACUUCCAUCGUUGGAUGUCCUACAUGUUGGAGUGGAAGAAACACUACUCUGACCAGAGCCUGAGCAGCCCAGAGGUACAGAACCAGCAGGACUGUGACCAGACGCCCUUGGAGCCCUAGACCUGGGACUGGACCCCUCAACCCAUCCAUUACUCUGGUCUGGACUGGACCACAGUGGAUUGGAUUGGAUUGGACUAGACUACACUGGACUGGAGCUUCAAUUAUGGUGCACAUGUAAUUAGUUCAUGGGUAAUUGGAGAUAACGUUUUCAAAGACUAACUUUAAAAUUAUACUUUGCUUUUUACUGAGACAAUAAAUUGUGUUGUCAGUAAAUAAAAGUUCACAACCCACAUUUGUUUUUGAAUGUAAUGCCAGGCCUUUUCACUGCUACAUCAGUCUGCACUGUGGUAUUUGUUCUUGUCCUUUCAAUUGUACCUGUGUCUUGCUUUUGUGUAUCUGACGAUGUUAUGUUUCUGUGUGUUUGGUGGGGUAAUGUAACGGGAGAGAUGUUUCUGUGUGUUUGGUGGGGUAAAGUAAUGGGAGAAGAUGUUUCUGUGUUUUUGGUGGGGUAAAGUAAUGGCUCACAUAGUGUUAACGUAAAGAUAAUCAAUAGGAAAUAAACUAUUCUGGUUGGAUUAGCUUUUAUACGAUAAUUUCCAGUCCUUUGAUACAAGAUUCAUUUGCGUGUGUGUGUCUACGUGUGUGUGUUUGUGUGUGUGUGUGUGUGUGUGUGUACCGUAUGUUCACUGUUUACAUUUACUGUGUCUAUGGAUGUAUACAUGUAGAUUUAAACAAAUCAUUUCUUCAUACAGAACUAUGCAUGCUAUGUGGUGGCGAUAAUGCUGACUGCUCUAAGUGGGACAUUCAUUUAUCUAUUCAUCUCUUUUACUUGUUAUGUAUGUAUUUUUCUGUAACAGAUGGUCUGAGAUCCUUAAAUGCCAUAGCUUUUAUUUGGGCCAUAACCAGUCUGGAACAUUCCUCAAAAACGUUGCAUGUGCACGCUCACACACACACACACACACACACACACACACACACAGACACACACACGCACACACACACACACACAGACAUACACGUACACACACACACACACACACACAGUCAGUUUGGACCGUUACUUCCUGUGUGACCUUUUAAAAGUGACUCGAUGUAAGAUGGCUGCCGGCUCCCACCUCAAGGUGUGCGUGUGGAGGGUGAAGAUAGGCAGACGAGACGUGACCAUUGGCAUUACCCGUGUCAUCGAUGUGGCAUUUUCCAAAGAGAGAGUGCAUUGUCUGUGGUGGGAGUCAUGCGUUAUUGAUCUUUGCAUAGAGAGAGAGAGAGAGAGAGAGAGAGAGGUAAACUAUAAAUGAAUGUGUAAUGGGUUGUCUGGGUGAUACAGAAAUAGGGUUUUUUAAAGUAGGUUUGUGUGGUGGACCUUUUUAUUGGCUUGGGUUUGAUUUCUUUAGUUUGAUUGCUUUUGAGGUGUAACACUUUAAAUAAAGUUUGAGUUGAUUUUA
Coregonus clupeaformis (lake whitefish) is the source of this 3361-nucleotide messenger RNA. RefSeq names its product cholinesterase. NCBI's taxonomy places the organism in Eukaryota, Metazoa, Chordata, Actinopteri, Salmoniformes, Salmonidae. The record is from RefSeq and is a predicted model, not a curated record. Gene Ontology annotation, biological process: choline metabolic process; acetylcholine catabolic process. Gene Ontology annotation, cellular component: plasma membrane. The transcript is spliced from 9 exons. Gene Ontology annotation, molecular function: acetylcholinesterase activity. The coding region runs from base 105 to 1979 and encodes 624 amino acids.